Molecule: messenger RNA, 1024 nt
Organism: Ceratotherium simum simum (southern white rhinoceros)
Lineage: Eukaryota; Metazoa; Chordata; Mammalia; Perissodactyla; Rhinocerotidae
Gene: WTIP
Product: WT1 interacting protein
Biological process (GO): negative regulation of hippo signaling; cytoskeleton organization; response to hypoxia
Cellular component (GO): nucleus; P-body; adherens junction
Molecular function (GO): transcription corepressor activity
Source: RefSeq, a predicted model, not a curated record
AUGGGGGAGGAUGUGGGAAACGUCUAUCAACUGCUCAUAGUUCUCCGGCAGGGACUGGGGGAGAAUCCGGAUCUUUCCAGAGGCCCGACGGCCCGAGUGCACAGCGGGGCCCGGGCUCUCCCCGCGGCGCCACCGCUCGCCGCUCGACGACCCGGGGCCGGCUCCCAGCCCCCCGCGCCGGCGUCCCGGCCCGGCCUGCGCGCCCCUGAGCUCGGGCGACGCGGACACCGCGGCUCCGCCGCCGCCACUCCCCCACAUUCCAGAGGCCGCAGCGCCGUCUCCUUCCUCCGGCGGCUGGAGGCGCUGACCCGGGAGCUGGAGCGGGCGCUGGAGGCGCGCACGGCGCGCGACUACUUCGGCAUUUGCAUCAAGUGUGGGCUUGGCAUCUACGGAGCAAGGCAGGCGUGCCAGGCAAUGGGGAGCCUGUAUCACACCGACUGCUUCACCUGCGACUCCUGUGGGAGACGACUUCGAGGGAAGGCGUUCUACAAUGUGGGUGAGAAAGUGUACUGCCAGGAGGACUUCCUGUACUCCGGGUUCCAGCAAACGGCUGACAAGUGUAGCGUGUGUGGACACCUCAUCAUGGAGAUGAUCUUGCAGGCUCUCGGGAAGUCCUACCACCCAGGCUGCUUCCGGUGCUCCGUGUGCAAUGAGUGCCUGGACGGGGUGCCCUUCACUGUGGAUGUGGAGAACAACAUCUACUGUGUCAGAGACUAUCACACGGUUUUUGCACCAAAAUGUGCCUCCUGUGCCCGUCCUAUCCUCCCUGCACAGGGGUGUGAGACGACUAUCCGUGUGGUGUCCAUGGACAGAGACUACCACGUGGAGUGUUAUCACUGUGAGGACUGCGGGCUGCAGCUGAGCGGGGAGGAUGGACGCCGCUGCUACCCCCUGGAGGGCCACCUGCUCUGCCGACGCUGCCACCUGCGGCGCCUCCGGCCGGGCCCCCUUCCCUCACCUGCCGUGCAUGUCACUGAGCUCUGAGCAGGGCCAGGAGCCCGACACUGGUGUGUGUGUGUGUGCG